Molecule: messenger RNA, 2586 nt
Organism: Saccharomyces kudriavzevii IFO 1802
Lineage: Eukaryota; Fungi; Ascomycota; Saccharomycetes; Saccharomycetales; Saccharomycetaceae
Gene: KAP95
Product: karyopherin beta
Exons: 1
Coding region: 1-2586 (861 amino acids)
Biological process (GO): protein import into nucleus
Cellular component (GO): nucleus; cytoplasm
Molecular function (GO): nuclear import signal receptor activity; small GTPase binding
Source: RefSeq, a predicted model, not a curated record
AUGUCCACCGUUGAAUUUGCUCAACUACUAGAAAAUAGUAUUCUAAGUCCCGACCAAAACGUUCGGUUGACCAGUGAAACUCAAUUAAAGAAAUUAUCUAAUGACAACUUUUUGCAAUUUGCUGGGCUCUCUUCGCAAGUACUUGUCGAUGAAAAUACAAAGAUAGAAGGGCGUAUUUUAGCGGCAUUAACUCUGAAGAACGAGCUGGUUUCCAAAGAUUCCAUCAAGACUCAGCAAUUCGCCCAACGUUGGAUUACUCAAGUCAGUCCUGAAGCUAAAAGUCAAAUCAAAGCUAAUGCCCUCGCCGCGCUGGUCUCUAUGGAACCUCGUAUAGCUAAUGCUGCUGCUCAAUUGAUAGCUGCUAUAGCGGAUAUCGAGCUACCCCAUGGCGCAUGGCCAGAGUUGAUGAAAAUUAUGGUCGACAAUACAGGUGCUGAACAACCAGAAAACGUCAAAAGAGCCUCUUUGUUGGCUUUAGGUUACAUGUGUGAAAGCGCGGACCCUCAAAGUCAAGCUCUGGUCUCUUCUUCAAACAACAUCUUGAUUGCUAUUGUCCAAGGUGCUCAAUCUACAGAAACCUCUAAGGCAGUCAGACUGGCAGCCCUGAACGCUCUUGCAGACUCUUUGAUUUUUAUCAAAAACAACAUGGAACGUGAAGGUGAAAGAAAUUAUCUCAUGCAAGUCGUCUGUGAAGCGACUCAAGCUGAAGAUAUAGAAGUUCAAGCUGCUGCCUUUGGCUGUCUGUGUAAAAUCAUGUCACUGUACUAUACGUUUAUGAAACCUUAUAUGGAGCAAGCACUAUAUGCCUUAACCAUAGCCACCAUGAAAUCACCAAACGACAAAGUAGCUUCCAUGACUGUGGAAUUCUGGUCCACUAUUUGUGAAGAGGAAAUCGAUAUCGCCUAUGAAUUGGCGCAAUUCCCUCAAUCUCCUUUACAAAGUUAUAAUUUCGCUUUGUCUUCCAUUAAAGACGUUGUUCCGAACCUAUUAAAUCUUCUGACAAGACAAAAUGAGGAUCCGGAAGAUGACGAUUGGAACGUUUCCAUGUCUGCAGGUGCGUGCUUACAGUUGUUUGCCCAAAAUUGUGGUAAUCACAUCCUGGAAUCCGUAUUGGAAUUUGUGGAACAAAAUAUCACUGCGGAUAGCUGGAGAAAUCGUGAAGCUGCUGUGAUGGCAUUUGGUUCUAUUAUGGAUGGACCUGAUAAAGUUCAAAGAACCUAUUAUGUCCAUCAAGCUUUACCAUCCAUCCUGAACUUAAUGAAUGAUCAAUCCUUACAAGUCAAAGAAACUACUGCCUGGUGUAUUGGUAGAAUUGCUGAUUCUGUCGCUGAAUCUAUUGACCCACAACAACACCUGCCUGGUGUUGUUCAGGCCUGUUUGAUUGGUCUACAAGAUCAUCCAAAAGUGGCCACAAACUGUUCUUGGACCAUUAUUAAUUUAGUGGAACAAUUAGCGGAAGCCACCCCAUCUCCAAUCUAUAACUUCUAUCCAGCUCUUGUAGACGGAUUGAUCGGUGCAGCUAAUAGAAUCGAUAAUGAGUUUAAUGCUCGUGCAUCAGCCUUUUCAGCUUUGACUACUAUGGUUGAAUACGCCACUGAUACAGUAGCUGAAACUUCUGCGUCCAUUUCUACAUUCGUUAUGGACAAAUUAGGACAAACAAUGAGCGUUGAUGAAACUCAAUUGUCGUUGGAAGACGCGCAGAGUUUACAAGAAUUACAGUCAAAUAUAUUGACUGUUCUAGCUGCCGUUAUCCGAAAAAGCCCAAGUAGUGUAGAACCUGUUGCUGACAUGCUAAUGGGUCUGUUUUUCAAAUUGUUGGAAAAAAAGGACUCUGCAUUUAUUGAGGAUGAUGUGUUUUAUGCCAUCUCAGCUUUAGCUGCUUCUCUAGGUAAAAGUUUCGAAAAGUAUCUGGAAACAUUCUCUCCCUAUUUAUUAAAGGCCUUGAAUCAAGUGGACUCGCCGGUAUCGAUCACUGCAGUGGGUUUCAUCGCGGAUAUCUCGAAUUCGUUAGAAGAAGAUUUCAGAAGAUACUCAGAUGCCAUGAUGAAUGUUUUGGCUCAAAUGAUUUCUAAUCCAAAUGCGAGAAGAGAAUUGAAACCAGCUGUUUUGAGUGUGUUUGGCGAUAUUGCCUCCAAUAUAGGCGCUGAUUUUAUCCCAUACUUGAAUGAUAUCAUGGCAUUAUGCGUUGCUGCGCAAAAUACCAAACCUGAAAAUGGUACAUUGGAAGCCUUAGACCACCAAAUAAAAGUAUUAGAAGCAGUGCUAGAUGCUUAUGUAGGUAUUGUCGCAGGUCUACAUGAUAAGCCAGAGGCUCUGUUCCCAUAUGUCGGUACUAUCUUCCAGUUUAUUGCACAAGUAGCAGAAGAUCCGCAGUUAUACAGUGAGGAUACCACCUCGAGGGCGGCAGUCGGCUUGAUAGGGGAUAUAGCCGCUAUGUUCCCAGAUGGCUCAAUUAAGCAGUUCUAUGGACAGGACUGGAUCAUUGAUUACAUCAAAAGGACGAGAAGUAGUCAAUUGUUCAGUCAAACUACGAAAGAUACAGCAAGAUGGGCUAGGGAACAACAAAAGCGUCAAUUAUCUUUAUAA